Neogale vison (American mink) is the source of this 2952-nucleotide messenger RNA. It is a transcript of the gene SERPINA9, whose product is annotated as serpin family A member 9. Gene Ontology annotation, biological process: negative regulation of endopeptidase activity. NCBI's taxonomy places the organism in Eukaryota, Metazoa, Chordata, Mammalia, Carnivora, Mustelidae. The coding region runs from base 1587 to 2882 and encodes 431 amino acids. The transcript has 6 exons. The record is from RefSeq and is a predicted model, not a curated record. Gene Ontology annotation, molecular function: serine-type endopeptidase inhibitor activity.
GAAUGAGGAAGAAGGAGGUACAAGAGUGAGUCCUGGGCUCAAAUACCUAAAUGAGGGCUGUGCCGCGGAUGGAGAUGUUGAAAGAAGGUCUCAGCCGUGACCUUGAUGGGAAGGCGGUGCUUGGGAAACAGUCUGAGUUCGGUCUGGAUGUUACUGAGCUUCGGCUCACUUGUGACAUUGGGAGGAAAUAUCAAGGACGUGGUUAGAAAUAGGGAGUUCAGAGGAAAGGCCUGGCCUGGGAAUUAGAAAUGAUAAGUGAUGGGUAUCUCGAUAAUGAAGCCCAGGGCAUGAUGAGAUCUGCUGGAGGCGGAGGAGAGCACCAAGGAGAGGGCGCCAGGCUGGAGGGGACGCCCCAGGGCCGGGCACAGGAGAGGACGCACAGAGGUGCUAAGGAGGAGGGAUGGAGGGAGACAGAGUCGGGGGGAGAGGAGAAAGGCAGGAGAUCAUAGUGUCACAGAGCCACAGGGAGGGACUGGAGAAGCCCAGUGUGGUGUCCAGGGUCAGCUGCUUCUGGGGAGGCAGCUAAGAGGAACCUGGCCACAGUCACAGGCUGGCCCUCCUCGGUGGACCUGAAAGCCAGACUGGAGUGGGCCAGGGAUGACCUGGUGGCAGGCUGAGGAGUCCGACUUCGGGAAAUGGAAGACCGAGCUCUUCCCUGCAGUGAAUGGGAGAGCGAGGUCGUCGGUGCUCUGCUGCCGGGCACAUCGAGACCGGUGACUGGGAAGUCACCGCGGACCAGACUGCCUUGCUGAGCCACCUUCCCUCCAGCACUUGGCAGAGAAGGAGCAGACAGAUAUGGUACAGACCAUCCCCCCAGAGCCAAAAAAGAAAACCGAAGUCCAGAGAAGCUAAAACUUGCCCAUGAUGAGCCUCAGAGUGAGAUGUAGUCCAGCCCUGCUCCGUUCCAGAACAACCGGCAUUUCCACCUGCCUCCAGCUCGCCUAGUCCAAAAUGCUCCUGGUGCAUCAGUCUAGCUGGACGGGGCGUGCAGGAGCCAGGCACUCACAGCUAGAGCUAGCAGCCCACCAGCAACGAGACACCUGUCCUCAAGGCUCCUGAGGACGAUGGUCCCAGGCCAGCCUGCUGAAGGACAGCGACACUGCCAGCAAAUGCCUGUGGCUGGGAGUGGGCAGCCACGGCAAGGAAAUGAUCAGUUCAACACAAAAGGGACCAAGAAUAUCUCGAGGGAUCUCUGAGGGAUCAGAGGAUGCCUUUUGAUGGCUGCUAAGAUUGGGACUUUGCAGCCUGGUUCCACUGUCUUCCUUUGUGAACGGGAAGCCUACCAAACAGAAACAGCAAAGAGCGUGGGAGCUGAGAUUUGGGAUUUAAGACCUGACUUUGAAUCCCAGACAGAACACAAACUAGUUGGGUGGCCUGAGGUCAGUGACACAAUGUCUCUGAGGCCUGUUUGCUUGUUUGUAAGCUAAAGACAAUGAUACUACCUGCCUCUCGUUCAUGAGAGCCAAUGAGAUUACAGAGUGAACUGCCCUGUUCACCGUCCAGCCUGUCCCCAUUCUGUCUUGAAUGGGGAGAGCUGUUGCAAGGUCUCGGAUUUGGCGGCCUGACGCUCCGCUCACCUUCCCUCGAUGGUUCUUCCUUCUCUUGCAGACUUAGCUCGUUUCAAAAUGGCAUCAGCCUUUUAUGGAGUUUUCCUCGUUGUCAGCAUCUGCGCUGUAAUCCGCUGCGUGCCCCCACCCGGGACCCCCAGCAAGGGAUCCCUCUGCCCAUCCUCCUCAAGGAGCACUGCCGCCUCCCGGCUGUCCUCCAGCAACACCAACUUUGCCUUCCGCCUGUACCGGAGGCUGGUUUUGAAGACUCCGGACCAGAACGUCUUCUUCUCCCCACUGAGUGUAUCCGCUUCCCUGGCCAUGCUAUCCCUUGGGGCCCGCUCAGCCACCAAGACCCAGAUCCUCCAGAGCCUGGGGUUCAACCUCACGCACGUGCCAGAGCCCGCCAUCCACCAGGCCUUCCAGCACCUGCUCCAGUCCCUCAGAGCCCCCAGCGCAGACCUGGACCUGAGGAUGGGGAGUGUCCUCUUCCUCAAAAAGGAGCUGCAGCUGCAGGCAAAUUUCUUGGACAACAUCAAGAGGCUGUAUGAAUCCAAAACCUUUUCUAUAGAUUUCUCAAGCACCUCCACUGCCCGGGAGAAGAUCAACAGCUAUGUGGAGAGGGAGACCAAAGGGAAGGUGGUAGACUUAAUCCAAGGCCUUGAACCUCUGACAGUCAUGGUCCUGGUGAACCACAUUUUCUUUAAAGCCAAGUGGGAAAAGCCCUUUAACCCUGGCUCUACAAGGAAGAGCUCCCCAUUCCUGGUGGGCAAGAAGACCACUGUGAAGGUCCCAAUGAUGCACCAGGUGGAAGAGUUUGCCUUUGGAGUGGACCCAAAAGUGGACUGCUCUGUGCUGCGGAUGGACUACGGUAGACACACCGCAGCCUUCUUUGUCCUCCCUGGCGAGGGCAAGAUGAGGCAGCUGGAACAGGCCUUGUCAGCCAGGACACUGAGGAAUUGGGGCCACUUACUCCAGAAAAGGUGGAUAGAGGUGUUCAUUCCAAAAUUCUCCAUUUCUGCCUCCUAUGACCUAGAAACCAUUCUCCCAAAGAUGGGCAUCCAGGAUGCCUUUGAUAAAAAUGCUGAUUUUUCCGGAAUUACGAAGAGAGACUUCCUGCAGCUUUCCAAAGCCGCCCACAAGGCCGUGCUGGACGUCAGCGAGGAGGGCACAGAAGCCGCAGCGGCCACGGCCACCAAGCUCAUAGUCCGCUCGAAGGACGGCCCCUCUCACACCGUCGUCCGCUUCAAUCGGCCCUUCCUGCUGCUGCUGAUCAACAGAGCCACAGAGGCCAUUCUCUUCCUUGGGAAAGUUGAAAAUCCCACGAAAUUCUAGGUGGAAACUUCCUGCUGACGGAGUCCACAUUGAAAACUGCCAGGAAAUAAACCGUGUUGUGAUGAUCUCA